UGCAUAAUUUAGCCGUCUUGGCGCGCUCUGAUUGGAGAAACCGCGGGCUUAGUGGGCGUGGCCUCGCCGUUGCCAUGGCGACACUUCCGGUGCGGCCAACCGGAAGUGGCGGCGUCGCCGGGAAGGCGCCGCCGGAUCUCUGCGGCCCCUCCCCCCUCCAGGAGCUCCAAAUUCCCGAAUUUUCCCCCCAAAUUCCCGAGGGGGGAGGGGGAACCCCAGCGCCCCCUCCCCCACUCUGCACAGCCCCAUGUGAAGGAUGCUCAAGAAGAGCAGCCUGGCUCUGCUGGGUGCCGCGCUCUUCCUCGCCUGGAACGGGCUGCUGCUCCUCUUCCUCUGGAGCCGCCCCGGGAGCCUGCCGAGCCCCCAGCACCCGCAGUUCGGCCCCGAUUCGCGCCUGCUGCCGGCGCAGCUGCUGCAGCUGGCGCAGGACGCCGAGGCCGAGCUGCGCCUGCAGCGCGACCUGCUGCUGCAGAUCCAGCAGCUCGGCCGGCUGCAGCGCCACAGGACGCCGAAACCCGCCCAAAAGACGCCAAAACCGCCCGAGAAACCGGCUCAAAUCCCCACCACCGGCGCCGGGGAGCCGCCGGUGCUGCCGGUGCUGGUGCUGGCCUGCGACCGCAGCUCGGUGCGGCGCUGCCUGGAUAAAAUCCUGCGCUACCGGCCCAGCGCGCGGCGCUUCCCGGUGAUCGUCUCGCAGGACUGCGGCCACGCCGAGACUGCCGCCGUCAUCGCCUCGUACGGCGCGGCCGUGGCGCACAUCCGGCAGCCCGACCUCAGCGACGUGCCGGUGCCGCCGGAGCACCGCAAGUUCCAGGGCUACUACAAGAUCUCGCGGCACUACCGCUGGGCGCUGGGGCAGGUGUUCCGCACCUUCCGCUACCGCGCCGCCAUCGUGGUGGAGGACGACUUGGAGGUGGCGCCGGAUUUCUUCGAGUACUUCCAGGCGGUGCUGCCGCUGCUGCAGGAGGACCGCAGCCUGUGGUGCGCCUCGGCGUGGAACGACAACGGCAAGGAGGGCUUGGUGGACGCCGGCAGGGCCGAGCUGCUCUACCGCACCGACUUCUUCCCCGGUUUGGGCUGGCUGCUGCUGGCCGAGCUCUGGGAUGAGCUGGAGCCCAAAUGGCCGCCGGCGUUUUGGGAUGAUUGGAUGCGGCAGCCCGAGCAGCGGCGCGGCCGGGCGUGCGUCCGGCCCGAGGUGUCCAGGACGAUGACCUUCGGCCGCAAGGGCGUGAGCCACGGGCAGUUCUACGACCAGUACUUAAAGUUCAUCAAACUCAACGACCGCUUCGUGCCUUUCACCCAAAUGGACCUUUCUUACCUCAAAAAGGACGAGUACGAGCGAUUCUUCCUGCAGCAGGUUUACUCCGCGCCCGAGAUCCACCUGGAGGAGCUGCAGAAGGAUUCGGGGAGGGAUUUGGGGGCGGUCAGGCUCCAGUACCGGGGCAGGGAUUCCUUCAAGGCUUUGGCCAAAGCGUUGGGCUUGAUGGACGACCUCAAAUCCGGCGUCCCCCGCGCCGGCUACCGCGGCGUCGUCAGCUUCGUGUGCCGGGGCCGCCGCGUCUUUCUGGCCCCCCCCUCGGACUGGACGGGCUACGACCCCUCCUGGAGCUGAGGGUGGGAUUUUGGGGGGAUUUCCCCCCUUUUUUUGGGGGGUUUUGCAGAAUAAAAGGUGAGGAACGUGAGAGUUCCACCACCCCGCCCCCGCCCCGUUUGCAUCACUGCCAUUUGCAUCCUGACAUUGGUUUAAAAAUCUCUCUAAAUUUGGGGAAAUUUUGGCUUUUUGUUUUUGGGGGUGGGCUUGGCGCUGGCGGGGUUCAAGAGGCGGACGUGGGGCAGGGGUUUUCCAGAAUAAAAGGUGAAAAACGGGGGAUUCUCCCCACAAUCCCAGGUUUGUUUCGCUGCCACGUCCGUCUGAAUCUCAUCCCAAAAUUCAGGAAUUUUAAAAACUCCCUUUUGGGCUUAAAUUUGGCUUUUUGGGGGGGCAUAUGGUGAAGGCAGAACAGCCCCAAAGGAACCAACGGCAGGAUUUGGUGACACCACCAAGUGCCCAAACGUGAUUAAAUUAACUCCCAUCCAGGUGGGAACGCCCCGUGCCUUUUCCAGGGGGAGGAAUUUUAGGAGGAAAUGCUGAAAUCUUGUAAACCACAGGCACGGAACCCCUCAGGAACAGGCCGGGGGUCCCACCUGGAGCCACUCAAACAGCUCCGUGCCGCUCUCAGGGUCCUGCGGGGGCGUCCCUGCUCCAUCCCCAACUCACCCACAGCCAUUUCUUGGCCUCCAGAACAUUCUGGAACAUUCUCGGACAUUCCAAGCCCAUUCCUUCCCCUCGCCAUCUUGAGGCGUUACUGCCCCCCCUCACAGACCCCUUAUAUACCCCGCGCAGAGCCCGCCCCUCGCUGCCAUUGGUUGAUUUUCCCGCCCAAAGCCCAGCGCUCGUUCUGAUUGGCUGAAUGCCCUGUCACUCAUUGUUUUCCGCGCGCUGAUUGGCCAGGGCGGCGCUGAGGGGCGACCCCGCCUCGUCCCAUCACGGCCGCGGUCAUGGCGCGGCCGCGGUCUCGGCGCGGAUUUCGCAGGUUUUUAUCGCCCCCGUUCUUUCGUUUAUUGCGCGGUAAAUGCUUGUGGAGCGCCCCCGGUGCCGCUCGUGUUCCCGUGGCACCGGCAGCCCCGGGCCCUCCCCUGCUGCCCCGCACAGCGCCACAGCCGGGGCCUUUCCCGGUGCUCCCAGUCCGGACAGGAGGAGGAGG
Pyrgilauda ruficollis (rufous-necked snowfinch) is the source of this 2744-nucleotide messenger RNA. RefSeq names its product alpha-1,3-mannosyl-glycoprotein 2-beta-N-acetylglucosaminyltransferase (gene MGAT1). NCBI's taxonomy places the organism in Eukaryota, Metazoa, Chordata, Aves, Passeriformes, Passeridae. The transcript is spliced from 3 exons. Gene Ontology annotation, cellular component: Golgi apparatus. Gene Ontology annotation, biological process: protein N-linked glycosylation. The record is from RefSeq and is a predicted model, not a curated record. The coding region runs from base 257 to 1612 and encodes 451 amino acids. Gene Ontology annotation, molecular function: alpha-1,3-mannosylglycoprotein 2-beta-N-acetylglucosaminyltransferase activity.